AAGUCGUUCCCGCAUCACAUUUAGCAAACCCGGGGUUUAGUGCAUGGUCUGCAAACAUGAGUCCAUCAUUAUGGUUUCGGGACGGACGAAGCUCGCUUCGAAAGCGUUAGCAUGGGGGAUGUGACCAUGAGCGAACGUGGUCGGACCCACUGCAACGGAUAUUGGUGAAUAUAUCUUGACAUCCUCCUGCACCUCAAGUCUAUCCAUCCUGCAACCUGGGUUUGUGUUUCCUCUCGUUCGGAAUCCAAUCAGACAAGGGCCAACCAUGGCCUUAGAAAAGAUCGAGCAAGAGCAGCUCGAGGUCAUAGAGAAUUCUGCUUCUUCUCAAGUCUCGGAUGCCAUUGCCGAGAAGGGGGUUGUUCACACCAACAACUACAUUCCGAAUGAAGCAAGGGAUGAAGAUGUCGUUACUUUGAAGACAUGGAUGGUUAUUGUCGUUCUCUCGGCAUCCUAUGGCCUCAGUUUCUGGGUCGUGACGACUCUUGGUGCUAUUCAAGCCCAAGUAUCAACUCAACUCGGAAAUCCGGGCAACGCAGCGUGGUGGACGACCGUGUAUACCAUGUGCACUGCUAUCUCCUUCAUGGUAUUUGGUGGUAACUCAGAUCUCUUCGGUCGACGAUGGUUUGUCAUUAGCGGAAACAUUCUCGUCUUUGCUGGGUAUAUCGCCAUCGGUUCUGCAAAGAACACUGAAUCAAUUAUUGGGGGUUGUACGUCCAUCGGAAUGGGAGCCGGUCUCUGUCAGCUAAGUGCUUUUGGCAUUCCAGAAUUACUUCCAAAUAGACUUCGUCACAUCGGUGUGCUCAUUGCAGAUGCAAGCACGUGGAUUGCUGUUCUUUUUGGACCUAUUGUCGCUCGCUACGCCAUUCGACACGGAGAAUCAUGGAGGUGGCUCUUCUACGCCGCUGCAAUAGGGACUUUCAUCGUCUUUUUUCUUCUCAUCUGGCUCUAUCACCCUCCGAAACAUCCUCGUGGUAUUCCUUGGGACCAGGCUUUGCGUGAAUUGGACUACUUGGGAGCUGUCCUCUUCACAGCUGGCGCUGUCUGCGUUUUUACUGGCGUCAUCUACACAACAAUUAUCCCAUCAUCCGAUCCGAAGGUCAUUGCUUUGCUGUGUGUAGGGUUCGCUGUGAUUGGAGUAUUCGCAUCUUAUGAGCGCUUUGCUCCACUCAAGCAAGCGAUGUGUCCACCUGACAUCUUUGCCAAGGAUAAAGGUCGCGAAUUUACAUACCCAUUCAUUGCCGGCGUGAUCGUAAAUAUGUUUUUCUACAGCGUCAACAUCGUCUACCCAACCUGCAUCAACGUUCUCUGGACCACAGCCUCCACACCCUUAUCCACCCAACUCGAAUACACACUCCCACAGAACCUAGGUCUCAUAUUUGGCUCUAUGCUCCUUUGGUUCUUCGGCAUCAAGAUCGGUCACUGGAAAUGGCAAUUCAUCGCCGUAUUUGGUGCAAUGACCCUCUUCGGCUCUCUUAUGGCGCUCGCCAAACCAGAUAAUAUGGCCAUGAUCAUGGUAUUCUGCUUCAUCUGCGAGGGGGCAUAUGGCUGGGCCCAGACUCUGAGUAUUACCUGGAUUCAGAUGGGUGUCCCACAGACACAGUUGGGUAUCUCGGGUGCAUUGGCCGGUGUGGCGAGGUGGACUGGUGGCGCAUUGUCGAGCUCGAUUUACCUCGCCAUCCUUAGCAACGUGCAGAUCGAACAAGCCGGCAAGCUGAUAUCAAAGGCUGUCGCUGCCACCGGAGGUUCGCAGGCAACUGCUACGGCUCUCAUAUCAGCGAUUCCGCUUGGCGCAGAAGCGAUUGCUAAGAUCCCUGGAACGACGGAAGCGAUGGUAGCAGCCGCGGGUGGAGCCUUCGUUCAGAGCUAUGUUGUUGCCUUGAGGACGGUCUGUCUGACGAGUAUUGCAUUCGGGGUUGUCGGGACGAUUUGCUGUUGCUUGAGUAACGAUAUUGGGCCGAAGAUGAACGACAAGAUUGAGGUGUUCUUAGAGAAUGAUGUUCAGGCUGGGAAGAAUAGGUUUCAUUAAAGUCCAUCUGGCUUAGAAGGAAGAGGGUGGCCAGCAAAUUGGAAGUAUCUGGCACAGCAGAAUUAGAUUUAGAUCCGAAUGGUGUGACCAUCGCUACUUCUAUAUAACAGACUAGAUGAUUCCUGAC
Messenger RNA from Lindgomyces ingoldianus, 2153 nucleotides. Its product is annotated as MFS general substrate transporter. Gene Ontology annotation, molecular function: transmembrane transporter activity. Bases 266 to 2026 code for a protein of 586 amino acids. NCBI's taxonomy places the organism in Eukaryota, Fungi, Ascomycota, Dothideomycetes, Pleosporales, Lindgomycetaceae. The transcript has 7 exons. Gene Ontology annotation, biological process: transmembrane transport. The record is from RefSeq and is a predicted model, not a curated record.